CUUUCACCUGUGGGAAGGUGGUAUUUUACAGUCUAUUAAAAGGAUUAUUUUUUCUUAAGUAAUUUACAUUUCAGCCCAAGUUAAUGCUUUGCUUUCCAGACAUCUUUGAAUUUGUCCUCCGGAAGUUGACAUUGCAUGUGCAGAUGGGAUGAUGUUAACCAUGUUAAGGAAAUUACAUGUGAGGAAAAAGCCCAAUAGUUUGGAGAACAGUAACUUACAAUAGAGGUGCAGUGGCAUUUUGCAGUACGAAUAAGGGUGGUAAAAGCACUUCUAACUUCUGCCACAGGCAUGUGGAUGGUAGCCCUUUUCAAGAGUCUUAAGUUAUAAUCCUAUUUUAUGUGGUGUUUAUUAAUACAUUUGGUGAUGAGCAUUAAAUAAUGCAAAUAAUUAAAUGUAUUCCUUCCAAUUUAAUAGCAGAUUGACAAAACACUCCCUGUACCAGCCCUGAAGAUUGGGCCUGCAGUGGAUAACAGUGCAGUGGACAUGCAGACCUGUGUGUUGCUUUAUUUCUUGCUCUGGGGAACCUGUGACUCCUUAAAUGUGCUAUGGUGUGGGGGAAGACUUAAGUAUCCUUCUCUAAUAUGUAUUCUGUGCUCUGUGAAUGACAAAUUCCACAGUUUGAGGGGCCUAAACUUGCUAAUUUUACUAAGUAUAUGAAACACACUGGUCAGCAAAUUAAAUUGACACUUGAACUGCUUAAAACCAGGGACUUUCCCACACAGCCCUAUUUAACACUGGAGAUCUUUACAGAUGUCAAUUACUUGGGUUUUAAAAAGUGAUUGGGCAGGUUUGUGGAAGUAAAAAACAAUGAAGGGCCAUUGACUACUGAGACAAUACUUUUUGCUUAAGAAGGUCCUGAGCUGCAAAUCAGUGGAGAACGGGGAAGGACUGAAAGUUUGAUUACCUGCUGGCGCAGCUCUUCCAUCUCUUCCGCAGGUAUCCACUAGUGGCUGCUAUUCCCCGCCGUCGGAAAAGCGCAAACACAGCGCCACCACCCCGCUCCCGGCCAUGCAGUGAUGCAGAAGCAUUUCUUGCUUUGUGGGAAAUAGCGGAGGGCAGCUCACCCCCAGGGCUCUGGACAGGAAAGUGCCUGUCUUCAUCAGGAUAUCACCCUUGCCACAUAAUAGGAGAGGGGUUCUGUUAGCAGGACUUUGGGGGAGUCCUGGCAUGGCUGUGUUCGCUUUGUGAAGGUCACACUUCAUACUCACCUGGCCAUACCAGCAGCUCAGCAGCGUUGUUUCUAAGCAACAGGAGAAAUCUACAGUCUGGUGUGAAGCCAUAGUGUAAUUACCCUGGCAUACAAACUGAGUGGCAGAGGCAAGAAAGGAACAGCAAUAUCAAGAGGGAAUUCCUCCUCAUAGAUACCUGAAGUCAGAGGCUCCAAACCCCGAUCCUGAGGCCUUUCCUGAGAGUUGACACAGGAGCUAGAGUAUGGAAAGAAAACACCUGAAGAAAGAGGUUGAAAAACUCCUGGGAGAUUAUGUUGGCAUCAGACUGCAAGAAAAUAAAUUUGAUCCAAGAGGACAAAGGCAGCCCACUUUUCUAGAUGACAUGGUCCAUUACAACUUAGCCCUCAGCAUUGCUUUGCUGUGGCUAUCUGACUUGGGUGUUCAAACUGCACUGACAAGAGAGAAAACGAAUUUUGCAGCUCACAACCGAUACGCAUAUCCCAACCGAAUUGAGAGAGAAGCUAUGAUAUUAUCUUCGUAUGCUGGAAUAUUAAUGAACAGCAUUCCUGUUGAAGAGAUCUUUGAGAUUUACAGGCCCUCAGCAACACACUGUCAAAGCUCUGCAAAGAACCACUGGAUUCAGCCUUUCAAGCUCUCCCUGCAUCCGUUUGCCAUGCUGACUGCCCCUGAAGCUGCACAGUAUGCCUGCAAGCAAAGCACCAAGUUCAAGACAGCAGCAGCAUAUCAAAAGACCAGCCCUGGUUCAAGGAGAGCUAAAAAGAACAGCAAGCAACUGGACUCACUGACCAAAGGAAAACAACAGCAGGGAGUUACAGAAGCAAAACAAGGAAUCCCUCUGGAGAAGCCUGGAACUGAUUCAAAAGCAAGGAAUGCAAAGGAAACAAAGACAUAAAGACCCAGACUUCAUGUACCUCACUUAGCUGUAGGUGAGCUAAUGGAUGUCUGCUGCCUUAGCUUUGGUAAUACAUUUGCAACUCAU
Molecule: messenger RNA, 2169 nt
Organism: Pezoporus occidentalis (night parrot)
Lineage: Eukaryota; Metazoa; Chordata; Aves; Psittaciformes; Psittacidae
Gene: CUNH2orf80
Product: chromosome unknown C2orf80 homolog
Exons: 10
Coding region: 1432-2082 (216 amino acids)
Source: RefSeq, a predicted model, not a curated record